AUGGGCCUGUGUGAAUACUGCACCAAGCUUCCUGCCAAGCUCUUUAGUUCCCGCCGGAACGAGCAGAGCGACUACGACCACCAGCCGACAUUAAGUGCUCUCGGGACCUCCGCCACGGGGGGUUGUCGCGGCUGCCAUCUCAUCCUCCAUGCCGUGGAAAGCAGCCAAUCUGAGCACGCUGCGCAGUAUGCGUUGCCGAGAACUUGGAAGCCAGACGAUCGGGUGCGCCUGAGCAGCACCAAGUUCGGAUGGCAGGUCGUGCGCGUUGGAUGGACUGAGGCUGGACACUUUCGAGGCUUUGCGAUACCUUCAGACUGGAAAGACUGGGACGCUCUGCAGUCGCCCUCAUUUCGCGGCGCGGGACGAGAUGAUGGUUCUGUUCGCCACCUCGUGUACGAAUCUCGUCUAAUACAACGUUGGACCGGUUUUCUCCCGACUCGGCUCAUCAACGUGGGAACAGAGGCUGGUCCAAGGCUCACUCUGGUCUUGAGUGCGGAAAUCGAAACCGCAGACAAGCGGUACAUCGCCUUGAGCCAUUGCUGGGGCUUGACAAUGCCCGAGGCCGGUAAAACAAUGGUCAAGACGCUGAAUGACCAUCUGGCUUCCAUCGCCGAGGACAGGCUGCCUCGUAGCUUUCGGGACUUUGUCCAAAACACGCGUCGUCUCGGCGUGCCAUAUGUCUGGAUCGACUCGCUGUGCAUCGUGCAAGAUUCGCGAGAGGAUUGGGAGAGGGAAGCGGCGCAGAUGGCCGACGUCUACUCAAACGCCCAUCUCACCAUGGCUGCGUCGGGCUCUGCAGACGGCCGAGGGGGUUGCCAAGUAGCAGACCACGUGCGAUCAUACGGUCCCGUCGACAUUGAGUGUCGAGUCAAUGUCGACGCCACCGCCCCGGCACGAGAUUCGACAGCAGCAACAAUAGCCUUCCGGCUCUGGAGCCGGGACACGUACCCCGUCGGACAGAUUCUGGGCAUCGACCCUUUGACGAAGCGAGGAUGGUCUCUCCAAGAGAGGGAACUCUCACCUCGGGUUGUCCAUUACUGUAGGGAUACCAUCCGCUGGGAGUGUCGCGAGUCAAGAGCAACAAUCGAGUUCCCCUGGUGUGACGCGGCCUCCUUCGACGUCGGACGCUUGUUGGACGGUGCAUCUUUCACCAGGCCGACACUCAUUGGCGUGCCCAACGUCAGCUCAAAACCAUUGAGCUUUGUCACGAAACAGAGGCUAUCCUGGUUCGAGCUCGUCGACCGCUACACCAGCCGUGCCCUCACCAAACAAACAGACAUACUCCCCGCCUUCUCCGGCAUCGCCAGGUCUAUCGCCGCCACCACCUCCGACGAGUACUUGGCCGGGCUUUGGAAGUCCUACUUUGGACAUUGUCUGCUGUGGGCGAGCAACUGGCACGUCGGCCGCGGGUUCAGACAGCACAGUCGUCCGGCCGACCACCUCGCACCGAGCUGGUCGUGGGCUUCGGUCAAGGGCCCGAUCCAUUAUCUGUCGUGGAUCAAUGGCUACUGGCACAGUUUCAAUGCCGACCCAGAUCCCGCAUACGUGCCGCGACUUGUCGACAUCUCGCUGCAGCCGUCUUCAGAUCCAUACGGAGCGCUUCGAGCCGCGACGCUCCGAAUCGAGGGCAGAGUCGCCAUGGCCAUUUGCAAACAGGAAGCUUAUGCGGCGCCAAAGGAUCAUCUCAACAUGACCUUUACCGCCGGGCAUCAAGAUCGACAGCUUCUUGUCGGAAUCAGCGGGGGUAAAUUCGAAAAGGUCGGCGAUAUUCGUUACGACGUCCCGCUCUGUCCUGAUUGUUCGCCAAUUGGUAGACUCGCACUGCUUUGGCUUCUAUGCUGUAUGAAUAGCGAGAGGACUUCUGAAGGGAAAGUGAGUACAUUUGCCAUUGCUCUUCAAGGAGAUGACGACGACGACGAUGAUAAUGCGCGAGGACGGACGGCAAUAUCUCCUUUAGUGCCGACUCGCUUUCGAAGAGUUGGGGUAGCUUGGGGAAUCGACCCUUUAUUCUGGAACAAGGCGGUGACUGCCACUCUGACGAUAGUAUAA
Metarhizium album ARSEF 1941 is the source of this 2049-nucleotide messenger RNA. Its product is annotated as Heterokaryon incompatibility. Bases 1 to 2049 code for a protein of 682 amino acids. NCBI's taxonomy places the organism in Eukaryota, Fungi, Ascomycota, Sordariomycetes, Hypocreales, Clavicipitaceae. The record is from RefSeq and is a predicted model, not a curated record. The transcript is spliced from 3 exons.